UUUUGUUACAGCUGGGAUUUUCUGGAUUGUAUUUAAAACAAUUUUAAUCGUAAAUUAUUAUUGUGAUUAUUAUUAUUGAUUUGUAUUGGGAUAAAUAUGUGGUAGCGACUUUUACGUGCGAUAAGUUACCCAGUUUGUCAAGAAAAUGAGCGGGUCACUGGAGAUUCACGGAUUUAUAGACGACUGGUCGUCAAUCGAGAACUACCUUUUCGAUGCCCCUCAACAAUCGUGCGAAGGAGAUGAUUGGAAAUGGGAGGAUGAUGAAGAGGAGAAAGUGUCCUCGACUUCUGCAAUUUCUCCUAUGUCGUCGGGACCUGGAGGAAAAUGUGGAAAGACAACGUGGAUUCAAGAUUGCGUAAUUUCUGUGUCCCCGAUGGCGGAUGUUCUGGUGGUGUGCAGAAAACAGAAAGCUAUAUUUUUAACGAGUGAAUGGGAUGUUCAAAGUAGCAGGACAAAAUACUGCAAACUGUUUGAAGGCAAUCUGUCUCAAGAAGGGGAAACUAUAACGAGCGCAUUGUGCAUUCCAUUGAUUUCCAAUAAAAAGUCUUCCCCAGGAGGACCAGAUUGGACUUGUGUGUUAAUUGGAUUCAGCGACGGAUCAGUCCGAUUGUACACUGAAAGUGGGAGCAUAUUGAUUGGUCAAAUGUUUCAUGAUGAACCUGUGACUGGUUUUAAGUGUCGAUCCUACAAGGCUGCAUCAUCGCAUAAUGAGCAUGACCAGCUAGAAGAGGUUUUUAUUCUAUAUCAAACGGUUUUGGUGACGAUUGAUGGAUUUGGAUUGUUUCAAACUCUACGGGGCUGCAGAAGUCGUAUAGCUCGAGUGCAAGCAAAUGCUGCAGACGGCAUGAUGGAUCCACCUCCCCUUUCGUACAAGAAAUGGCAGUAUGACAGUAAAGACGUUUCCGAUUGUGAAAGCAUUGGCCUCCAGACCCCAAGAACAUUUGACCAUUUGUUGACAGCAUCCAUCAUUGGUGGAAUCACUGCAAAACCAAACAAGAUACCGUAUACAUCCACUGUGUUUGCCACUGUUGGUGCAAAACCCUACGUUUCAUUCCAUUAUUGCAACCAAGAGGGGCAAGCUCCAUUUAUGAUUGGGAAGUUGGCUUUCUCUGUUGCCAACAAACUCACAAGCAGCUUAAUUAGUGCUGCAUCGGGAUGGCUUGGUUUUGGUGGAGGUGGAAGUGGAAAGCAAUCUGGGCAGCAGGUUAAGCAGGAAAAACCUAAAAUUGAACGUGCAACACCAAUGGCUGGAAGAUUUGGAUUGCCUGACAAAGGCCGGAAAGGAGAGUCAAUUGUUAUAUCUCCGUGUCACAAGCUAUCUGUUAUAGCAGAUUCAUUGGGACGGGUUGUGCUAAUGGACAACGAUAGGGGAAUUGCGGUUCGGAUGUGGAAGGGAUACAGAGAUGCUCAAACUGCCUGGCUGUCCGCUAGUGAUGAUAUGAAUGCCAAAACUCGCGUGUCUGGAAGGAAAGCCUUGUUCCUCGUAAUUUAUGCUCCACGCAAAGGACAAGUAGAAGUGUUUUCGAUGCAGCAAGGCCCAAAAGUGGCAAGUUUUCCAGUUUCAAAAUCCGGAAGUUUGAUUUCAUUGCCAUAUGGCAUGAUGGGUUUGAACAACAUUCCUUUGAAAGGAGUUCACCAACAAACGCUACCUUGUUUGUUUCUUGAUCCUGAAGGUCAACUUCUUCAGUUACAUAUCCCAUUUCAUCUUUCACUAAAUGAUACAAACAAUAGCAAAUUAAAGGACAUGCAUCUAUUGAAAUCAUUACAACGUAUGCUGAGAGACAGACAGUCCUCAGUUGAUGAAAUUAAUGGACUAAUUUACGACAUCAAAACCCAGACUAUGAUAAAUCAAGCAUUCAAGAUUCUGAUUCAAUAUUGCAGCCAAUAUGAAAUUGUCUCAUCUGUAGUUGAAGGGUAUUUGGAAAAGUUUUGUGAAAAUGAACGACACGACUUGACAGUUCCUUUUAAAAUACAAUCUCUUUUGCAAUUAUAUUCGUGCUUGGUGGAAAUGAUGGAGGCUCCACCUUCUUAUUCUUCAUCGGGUGAAACUUCUUCCGCUGAUAAUACGGUGCUGAUGUGCCUACAUGCAACCGACAAGGAAAUUAAACUAGUUAAAGAUAUGGCCAACAAAGAGCUUUUUAAUAAAUCAUCACCCACGAAAGGAGUGUCCUUUGCGGACGAGAAAUCUAUUUUAAAUGUCAAUGACUUUUUAUCACUUUUUCGUAUUGAAUAUGAUCCUGCAAAAAUUAAGCUGACAGUAAUGUCAAAUGAGAACAAGACGCAACUGAAUCUAAAAAAUGACAAUCUUGUGAAUUUUGAAAAACUUGUGUUUUGUGGAUGCUUUAACAGCAGUUCAGAUUUGAAGCAAUGGAAAACUCUCUUAAAAAAUGCAGAUCUUGUACCAAUAGAGCUGAUCUUGGAAACAUUGAAAUUUUGGUGCAGUAAUGCUUUAGCAAGUAGCUCAUUUAUUGGCAUGAUGAGUAGACUGUACCUUGUGAUUCGUGCUAUCUGUGAUUUGGAAGGUGUGGCUAGUACAGCAAAUGUGUCUAGCACGUGGUGGAAUACGGUUCGAAAGGAGAUUGCUCAAGGCCAUAAAAUAUUUUACAAUUACACAUUUUCAAUUGUUUGUCGGGCAGUAACCAUUGAUCUUAAUCAGGAAAUAGAUAAAAACGAUGAGCAUUUAAAAACUAAGAAUGAAAAAGUUUCUGAGAAAGCAGAAUCGGCUGUGGAAGUGGAAUGUUUUGAUGAGGAAGGUUGGGAAAACGUAUCAUUAGAUUUAAUACGAUGGAACAUUCUUUUGAAACAAAUCGAAGACCUUAGUUUCCUUACGACUAUUUUGGCACAAACCCCCAAAUUAAGUAACCCAAUUCUACCAAAAUUACGAACUACUAUUGGGGACCUUUCGGUUGUCUCGUUGCUGGAUAAAGGGACAGGCUGUAUCGCAGAACUGGUUGGAAUUUGGUUAACAGCUAUUGGAGUUGACCCAUCAGUCGUUGUUGACAAAUCAGAAAUCGUUAUUCCCGAGUUGCAGGUUGCACAGGAGUAUACUGUCAAAGAGAUGAAGCAGAAACAAAAAUUAGAACCUGAACUCUUUGAGGAUAAAAUGGAAGUUGACGAAGAAACACAAUUAGAAGAUGCUGCAAAUGUUGGCUCAGAAGUUAGCUACAUUGUUGAAUUGCUGCGAUGUUUGAAAGAAAAUUUUGCUGUAUCUCUUAAUUCCUCAAUUAUCCUUUCGAAUUACUGUUGGGAAUAUUGUCUUGCGUGGAAUAAAGAGGUCGACAAUGUCAAUUACCUGCAGGCUGCUAUUCAAUGCGUGGCAGUCAUUCCUUCAAAUUUCAUUAAGCAAGGAUUAAUGUCCAUGAUGUGGAGUACUUUCAUAUCCAAACAACUUUCUAAUAUCGUUGCACGGAAAAUCAAGAGAGAAAAGCUUUUAGAAAAGACCAGUGUUAUCAAUAAUCCAGAAAGCAAAGUAGAAUUUUUGAACGCUUGCGUGCGAUUUUUAGAUGAGUUCAUGGAAAACAACGUUUUGUGUCAAGGAGUCCCAGUUCCGAAAUCAAGUUUUAAAAAGAGUCACUGGUCUGGUGAUGCAUCAGCCUCUGCAGCAACUUUAACUGACCUAGCCUCCUCACAACCUCUAGCCAAUUAUGAAAUGAUUUUGCUACAUUACCAACUGUCACUUGCUGCCCUAUUUGUGUACAAUUUUAACAUUAGGAAAACAAGCAUGAAACCCAUGAAUCUUUUUGAUACAAAGGCUUCCAUGAUGUUUUUCAUGGCGAUCAGCAGUCCUGCUCCGUAUUCUAAUGAAGUUGAUCUUGGACUAAAAGUUUUGAGAGAAGAAUUUCUUUGUCUUGUGGUAACAAACGUGAUAGGGAAGGUUCCAGAGGAUUUAGACAAUUCUGAGGACCCCGAAAUUGAACCACGCAUAUCCCCAUCACUGAAUGGGGUGAAGGAUUGCGAAAAUUGGAUCCAUAAAUGUUUUGAACUCGGAAGAAUUUGGGGGCUUGAUUUGGAUAGUCUACGAAUUAAUCAGGUCUGCGAGUAUUACUCUUCAGGGUUUGACCUCCUUGGUUUGGAGUCAAUCGGCGCUGUGACUGGAAAAGACAUAUUGGGGUCAAAAAUUCUAGUUAUCGCUGGGAUGAGAUUACAUUAUUAUAUCGAGUCAAACCGUGAUUCAACAACAGAAAUAGUUUCGUCCAUGUCUACAAACUUGUCAAACUGGCUCAAUAAACUGGAUUAUAGCAAAUUGCGAUGCUUGAGAUUUCCAAAAUCUUCCAUUUCCGAGCUAGCUCAGCACGUUAUUCAAUUAAUACCUGAAACAAGUUACGACUAUAGGCUGGCAGACGAUCUGCUUGUGUGCACCAGUUUUUUAGUACAUUAAGUAUUCCAUUUUCCACGUACUGAUUUUACUAUCCUAUUUUCGCAUUGCACGUUGUACAUAUCUAUAAAUGACUCGAAUAAACGUUUGGUCUUUCUAGUCUCCUAAA
Folsomia candida is the source of this 4484-nucleotide messenger RNA. It is a transcript of the gene Rab3-GAP, whose product is annotated as rab3 GTPase-activating protein non-catalytic subunit. Gene Ontology annotation, biological process: regulation of GTPase activity. Bases 146 to 4378 code for a protein of 1410 amino acids. NCBI's taxonomy places the organism in Eukaryota, Metazoa, Arthropoda, Collembola, Entomobryomorpha, Isotomidae. The transcript has 24 exons. The record is from RefSeq and is a predicted model, not a curated record.